Dunckerocampus dactyliophorus (ringed pipefish) is the source of this 6119-nucleotide messenger RNA. It is a transcript of the gene arap3, whose product is annotated as ArfGAP with RhoGAP domain, ankyrin repeat and PH domain 3. The coding region runs from base 239 to 5323 and encodes 1694 amino acids. NCBI's taxonomy places the organism in Eukaryota, Metazoa, Chordata, Actinopteri, Syngnathiformes, Syngnathidae. The record is from RefSeq and is a predicted model, not a curated record. Gene Ontology annotation, molecular function: phosphatidylinositol-3,4,5-trisphosphate binding; GTPase activator activity; protein binding. Gene Ontology annotation, biological process: signal transduction; positive regulation of GTPase activity. The transcript is spliced from 36 exons.
GAAUGUUUCCUUCUAGAACUCCCAGAACCUGCAGAACCUUUUGUCGGACGCAGCGAAACUUACUGGUUCUGGAUUAAAGACUCGGUCUGGAUCUGGUUCUUGGAGCUGGACGUUUUGCAGACCGGAUGUGGAUCGAAGAGGAGGACAGGACUGACGCGGACCAGCAAAGAUGAAAGACCGUCGUCGUCGCGGGCGUCAGUGAUGGCGGCGGGAGAUGACGAUCUGACCCGAGCUGACGAUGGUCGUCAUGGCGUCACUGGAUGCUAACACGGCGGUUGAAACGCUCCUGGCUGGCAUCCAUUUGGAGAGGUACCUAGACUCCUUCAGGAGAGCUGGUCUCCUAUUGGCUGAAGACCUCACUUACUUGGAUCAUGACGCCUUGGUCAGCCUGGGAAUAACGGCCACCGGACAUCGGAAGAGAAUCCUGCGGCUGGUGUCGUACAUUCAGAGGAGGGAAGUUCAAGUGACCAAUCAGAGAAACGCUGCUGAUCUCCGGUGGGGGAGCUGUCAGUCUGUGAUGGAACUGCCAUCCUCACACGGUGGUCACGCUCCACCCUUGCCGCUGUCGAGUCCCAGCAGCUUGGAGACGUUGAGGAACAGUUCGGCUCCGGACCUCUCCGCCAUGCUGACGAGCUCAGAGGCUGUCAGGACUGCAGUGAAGCCGGUCCCCAAACCCAGAACUGUUUUUAACCGCCGCCGCACCGCGCCAAUCCAUUUCUGUCCAGUACCAGACCCAGCCUCGCCCCCACAAAGGAGACUUUCCCAGGAGUCCAUCUGUUUUUCUGUCUUUGAGGGCUUGAGCUCUGUGGACCCAGCUGCUUACAGGCGGCGGGACGAUGCGGGGCAGAUUCGCAGGUUGCCUUUUUCAGAGGUGGGCGGGUCAUUGCCUCCCGUUCCCCCGAGGAUGAAGCGUGGGGUCCUGCCCACCACGUGCCAGUCGUCCCCGUCAACCUCUUCGUCUCCCUCACCUGUCCGACCUGCUUCUUUGCCACCCUUAUCUCCUAGCCGUCCUGACAGCGGCAAGAUGUCGGGAUCAUCCGGAUCGCCCUUUGGUGGGAUGGAGAUGGUAUCCAAUGAGAUCUACUGGGGCACUUUGCCUUUGUCUGCUGCCCCUGGUAGUGGAAGAGGUUAUUGUAGUAAGCCAUUAGCUCCUCCCACUCCGCCAAGGCCAACACCUGAGAGGACCCUUGAGAGGAACAGUUCUGCUGGCAGUGGCGGCAACUCAAGCAACAACUCGUCGGGAUCCGUCAGAGAAGACCCCGACGUCAUCAGUCCGUACUGUGAAACCGUCUUCCAAAGAGGAGUCAGUCCGCUCACCAGCGAGAGAGAAGCAGGAAGGGACGAGGAAACGAGGAGAGGGGAGGGAGUGCACGCUGAGGAUCAAGGGUAUCUCAAGGUGUCUUUGCCUGAAGCGUUUCACUGUCAGGGUUACAGCACUGUCGGUGAAGCUCCGCCUCCUCUGACCAGCCUCGCACUGGACACUGAUGAGGACUUGACCAUCUCUCCUUACGCCAGCUACACCUCCCUUGCCGAGAGAGCCACGCCCAUCAUCAGUGGCUGGCUGGACAAGCUAUCUCCGCAGGGGGGUCAAAGGUCAUCACAGUGGCUUCUACUACGUCUCCUCCUUUCUGCUUCUCCGUGCAUCUCCUCCCUCAUGAGGAGCUGUCUCAUCUCCUUCCUCUUGUCCUCAUCCUCCUCUUCCUGCCCUUUGACUGGGAAUUAUGUUUUCCAGAAGCGUUAUGUGAAGUUUGACGGCAAAAAUCUGAUGUACUUUGGGAACGAGAAGGACAUGUACCCUAAAGGAGUCAUCCCAUUGGCUGCUAUCCAGAUGGCCCGCCCCUCCAAAGACAACAAAUUUGAAAUAGUGACGAGUCAGCGUAUCUUUGUUUUUAAGGCAGAUAAUGAAGUGCUCAGGCGGCGUUGGGUGUCGACGCUGCAGGAUCAUGUCAGAGACCAGCUGGUAUUGGGGGGGCGCUGGUUCGGUCCAGGAUCUCACUGUCAGAAACAUGGCUUGCUGGAGUUGAAAGGAACCAAGUCAAAAGUUUACGUCGCCAUCAACACGGAGCAGAUUUGGCUCCACAAGAGCGAACAGUGUUUUCGUAACGGAAUCGGCAUUACUGUGAUCGAGGCUCGUGGUGCCACGAUCCGAGACGGGAAACACAAGAGUUUCGACCUCAUCACGCCUUACAGAACCUUCAGCUUCACUGCCGACUCGGACCGGGAGAAGCGGGACUGGAUGGAGGCGCUGCAGGAUGCCAUCACCGAGACACUGUCGGACUACGAGGUGGCCGAGAAGAUCUGGUCCAACCGUUCCAACCGGAUGUGUGCUGACUGCAGGGCUAUCAACCCGGACUGGGCCUCCAUCAACUUGUGCGUGGUCAUCUGCAAGAACUGUGCCGGUCAGCACAGAGGUCUGGGAACAAUGGUUUCCAAAGUUCAGAGUCUGAAACUGGACACCAGCGUGUGGAGCAAUGAGAUCGUGCAGCUCUUCAUCAUGCUGGGUAACGACCACGCUAACGAGUUCUGGGCGGCCCACUUGCCCCAGUCUGACGAGCUGGACUGCGACGCGUCCCCGAGUCAGAGGCGAGAGUUCAUUGGUCACAAGUACCGAGACGGUUGGUACCGACUGGCCCAUCCAGCUUUUAGCAGCCAGGAACAGCUGCUCAAGGUCUUAUGUUCAGCUGUCUCUGAACAUACGCUCCUCAAAACGGUCACUCACAUCUUCACUGAGGCAAGAGCUAGUCACCUGUCAGGCACCACCCACGGUCACCAGACAAGCAGAGACCUGCUAGUGAACUGCACCGCCCCGGAUCCUGGCGUCUACGAUGAGAUCAUGAAGACGGUUGUUUACUCGGGCUUCCUCUUCAGAUCCAAUUGCGUCAGCAGGGGGACCCUGUCCCGCCGAUCUCGAGAAGACUUCCAGAAGUUCUGGUGUUCGGUGGAUCAGUCGCUACUCUUCUACCAGUCAGACAGAUCAACGGAACCGUGCAUGGAGAUCGUCCUCAAGGACGUGGUAUGUUUGGGAGUCACCCGACCAGACUCGGCCAACAACAACAACGGCUUUGUGGACAGGUUCCGUUACACCUUUGAGCUGUAUUUGACAUCGGACAAACUCUAUCAGUUUGGUGUGGAGACGGCCGAGGUCCUGCACGCCUGGACCAGUGCCAUCGGGAAGGCCGCCACGCCGCUCAGCUGUCACUGUCUGCUGACUCGGGAGUUUGAGCGCAUCGGGCGACUGCGGUACCGAGCCAUGUUGGACCCUCAGCAGUGGAAGGAGGCGUACUUUGUCCUGCAGAAGUCCAACCUUUUCAUCUGUCCCCAAAACGACGGCGCUGCUGAAGACAUCAUCAACCUGAAGCGCCUGCAGGAGCUGAGCGUCGCUUCGGAAAGCCAGAACCAUGAGAAGAAAGACAUCCUAGUGUUGGUUGAGAAAGGAAGGACGUUCCACCUGCAAGGAGUUGGCCGCAUGGACUUCACCCUGUGGCACUCGGACGUCGAGCGGGCCGCCGGCGGUAAGGGCAACUCACUGCGCGAGCAGCAGCUGAGCAGGAACGACAUCCCGAUCAUCGUGGACAGCUGCAUUGCCUUCAUCACGCAGUACGGGCUGGGUCACGAGGGGAUCUAUCGCAAGAAUGGAGCCAAGUCCAGAAUCAAACUGCUCAUGGAGGAGUUUCGGAAAGAUGCCCGGAACGUCAAACUGCGCAUCGGGGACCACUUCAUCGAGGACGUGACGGAUGUCCUGAAGCGGUUCUUCAGGGAGAUCGACGACCCCGUCUUCAUGGUCGACCUCCACCCGCUGUGGCAGGAAGCUGCCAAAAUCCCUUCCAAAGGCGCACGAUUGGACCGCUACAAGGAGAUCAUUCGAACUCUUCCACGAGUCAACAGGAUGACUCUGGCUGCACUUGUGAGUCACCUUUACAGGGUCCAGAAAUGUGCCGACCUGAACCAGAUGUGCACCAAGAACCUGUCCCUGCUCUUCGCUCCCAGCCUCUUCCAAACUGACGGGAAAGGGGAACACGAAGUGAAGAUUGUGGAGGAUUUGAUUGACAACUACUUACAUGUCUUUGAUAUCGACGAAGAACACCAGACUCAGAUCGAGCUGGAGAUCAGCCUCAUCACCUCAUGGAAGGACACUCAGUUGUCUCAGGCAGGGGACCUGAUCAUUGAAGUCUACCUGGAGAUGAAGACGCCUGACAGCUGCAUCACCCUCAAAGUGUCCCCCACCAUGUGUGCGGAGGAGCUGACCAACCAGGUGCUCUACAUGAGGAACGUUCCAGCUGGAGACAAAGACGUGUGGAUGACCUUUGAGGUCAUAGAAGAUGGCCAGCUGGAGCGCCCGUUGCAUCCCAAAGAGAAAGUUCUGGAGCAGGCGCUGCAGUGGUGCAAGAUGGCCGACCCAAGCUCCGCCUUCCUGAUGGUGAAGAGGGUCCCUAAAGGCGACGGCAUCAACAUCCUCACCUCCUACAAGAGUGACCUGAUGAAGGUGGGUGUGCUCAAGUGUCGCGAGGAGCCUCCCAAGCUCCUGCAGGGCAACAAGUUCCAGGAGAGAAGCUUUCAGAUUAAGAAGAACAAACUUCUGCUGCUCAAAGACAAGAAGAGCUUCAAAGCAGAGAAGGAAUGGCCUCUCAAGUCCAUGAAGGUCUACAUGGGCAUCCGCAGGAAGCUCAAAGCUCCUACAAGGUGGGGUUUUACGGUGAUGUCACACAAACAUCAACUGUUCCUGUGCUGCAUGAGUGAGGCUGACUUGUGGGAUUGGAUCAGCAGCUUCCUCAAAGCUCAGAAUGACGACCCCGGGCCGCCUGUCCUCAGGCGUCACUCGUCUUCUGACAUCGCCAAGCAGAAGUUCGGCACCAUGCCUCUGAUUCCGAUCCGAGGAGAUGAGAGCAACAACAGCAUGCUGACGGCCAAUCAGACCCUGAGGAAGCUUCACGACCGCAGGACCCUCUCAAUGUUUUUUCCCAUGAAAGUGCAGCAAGACUCUGUGGAGGAGCGUUCUGAGUCUCCGGAGCCGCUCUACGAGGAGGUGGGCGACUUCGGCCUUCAGGUGCUCAAAUCCCUUGAGACCAGCUUCCUGACCAGUGGCGCGGCCAAGACGCAGGAGGUCCGGGAGCUGCCCAAGCUCAGACCCGAUCCCGCCUGUGACUCCCUGAGGGACGCCCUGGAGGCGUCGCAGCCGAACGCCGUCAUAGGCCAUGAAGACGCGGGCUGCAGGAGGUCUCUGCAGCCGUCGCAGGAGCUUCUCCUGCAGGAGCUCUCCACCGCUUUUGGCAAGAAGACUGAUGAAGACGACGAGGAGGAAGAGGAGGGGCUGAGAGUCGUUUGAUUGAUAUUACUUUUAGGCUCCCUCUGGUGGCUGCAGUAGGUGACGUCGUCAUCAUCAUCAUCAUCAACAUCAUCACCAUCAUCUUGGCUCACUUGCUUGAAGUUUUAAGAAUAUAAAUUUCAGUCACCUGCAUGUAAUGACUGAAGGCUGCCUGCGGGUGGCAGGGCAGCACUUCCUGUCCCUGUGAAACCCUUCAUCUGGACUUCAUUCGGACUCAUGUGAAAUAAAGGUUUGUUGAGGUGCUUGAAUGUACGCUGAUUGCACACAAUGGUUGUCGUGGUAACAGUCUCAAACGUUUCGCACGCCCACACACUAAGUUUAAAACGUCAAAAAUAUCAACAUUAGCGUAUUUUCUCCUGAAAAGACUUGGAGCUCGGCAGGCUGCAAUGCUCACAGUGAGCAGCAGGGGGCAGCAGGACAACGCAAAUAUGAAGCGACUUGUCCACCAGGUCCCAGUCUAGGUGGUCCUAGUCCAUCCCAGGUUGGAGACAAUUUAGCAGGUGUGACUGACACGUGCGAGUCGUCUUCUUUGAGUUCUUCCUGCACAUGGUCCUCUAACUGGAACACUUAAAUGUGCGUGUGUGUUGUCAUCGUGUGACCUUUACGUCCAACCCGGAACUAAACCACCAUUCUUCCCCCCCUCCCCACCCCCAACAGCUCAGAAAGGAAACUGAUACGCCAAAGUCUGUCGCUAAGUGACAAAAUGCCCUCAGGUAACACACACACACACACACUGACAGCAAUCUAUCUAUUAUCUCUUUCUCUAUAUAGGUAUAUACCUUUAUAAGUAUUUGAU